Acipenser ruthenus (sterlet) is the source of this 2591-nucleotide messenger RNA. RefSeq names its product pleckstrin-2-like. The transcript is spliced from 9 exons. The record is from RefSeq and is a predicted model, not a curated record. Bases 58 to 1134 code for a protein of 358 amino acids. Gene Ontology annotation, cellular component: plasma membrane. NCBI's taxonomy places the organism in Eukaryota, Metazoa, Chordata, Actinopteri, Acipenseriformes, Acipenseridae. Gene Ontology annotation, biological process: actin cytoskeleton organization; intracellular signal transduction.
UGCAUUCUGACACAGCGAGUUCGGAAUUUUCCAAGUCUUGUGAAGUGAGUGCACAGAAUGGAUGCGAUUCAGGAUGAAAACGCAAUUCUCAAGGAAGGGUUUCUAGUGAAAAGGGGCCACAUUGUGCACAACUGGAAGGCGCGCUGGUUCGUUCUCCUCCCGGACAGGCUUCUGUACUACAGAUACGAAGGGGGGAAGCGGGAGUCCUGUCCCAGGGGCAAGGUCUUCCUCGCAGACUGCAAAGUUACCUGUCCCUGCCUGGAAUACGAGAACAGACCGAUGGUGAUUAAAUUAAAGACACAGAAAUCGACAGAGUAUUUCCUCGAAGCGUGUUCUCGGGAGCAGCGUGACACGUGGGCAUCCAGCAUCACAGCGGCUAUCCACACGCUGCUCCCCGCGCAGGCUCCGAAACCAGAUCCGGAGCACUCGCCCAUAGAGCUGCACAACGUCAGCUUGAGCCAGGUGGCGGAUUCAAUGCAUGACAUUCACAGUGGGAUCAAACUAAUGAACCACAUAGAACAAGGCAGCUCUUUCAAGAAGUGUUUCACAGGCUCCGCUCUGGUCGACUGGUUGGUCUCUCUCAAUUUCGUGGUGACUCGUUUUGAAGCGGUGACGCUGUCCUCCGCACUGAUGGAUGAGAACUUUGUGAAACCCAUAGGGAUUAAGAGUAUCGAGGCGAUCAGGAGCGGGGAGCUGUCCGAUCAGUUUCUCGACGACUCUACGGCGCUAUACACCUUCACGGAGCGCUACAAGAGGAAAGCCAGCGUGAAGCAUGAAGUCAGUCUCUCGGCAGUGGAGCUCAGCGGAAGAGUUGUGAUUCAGGGAUAUUUAUUGAAGCAGGGACACAACAGAAAAAGCUGGAAGGUUCGGCUGUUCAUUCUGAGGGCGGAGCCUGGUUACCUACAUUACUAUGAUCCCUCCCGCGACGACCAUCGGCCAGUCGGAGGAUUUCCACUGCGGGGCUGUCUCGUCUCGGCACUCGAAGACAACGGAGUUCACUCGGGAGUGAAGGGGAAGCUGCAGGGCAAUCUGUUCAAAAUAAUAACUCAGAACGACAUCCACUACUACAUCCAGGCCACCUCCAAGGAAGAGAGGCUGGAAUGGAUCAGCGCCCUGAAGCAGCUGACGUGUUAGCAGGACGAGAAGAUUUCAGGGCUGGGACAGUCACGUGAUAUGUGUGUAAGGAGCAGUGUUGUGUGAUGGUGAAAACCAUCUCUGCAGUACAGCGGGUAAAAAGCAACUUGUUACGGAUGUGAAAUAUCCCAGUAAUCGUAACUAACGUCUACUUCUAGAUUCAUUUUGUAUCGUUUUCUGUUUCUGUUCUUUCCUUGGCUGCAUGUCUUGCCGGUGCUGUCUGAUGUAUUUCUUAAAUCCAUUACAGGAUAGAUGUUGAAGGGGGGGCAGGUUCAUGGUUACACUCUGGAGUACCAAAGGCACUUGGAGAUUAGACAUGCAUUCAUAUAGGAGUGAUGUGUUAAUUAAGACUGAGAGCAGCCCAGUUGUUAGCCUAGCUUUCUUUAAGGAAUACAGCCCAGUAUCUCCAAUAACUGCUUCUGGAAUCAGAAUUACUUCUUGGUAUUUGCCCUGAUUAUUUUGCUAUGCAUUCUGUGAGUGUACAAUUAAUGAAUAAUGCUCAUACUAAAUGAGCAGCUGUAGAAAGUUUUUUUUUUUUAAUUAACAUAUUUAUACAUAUACAGAAUAUACUCAUUUUUAUAGUACAUGUUUUUAUUGUAUCUUUGUACACUGCCUGUGAACCAGUGCUUGUAGUUCAUAUUGUAUCCAUCGUCAAACGCUUUUAAUGUCAUUUCAAUGGGGCCCAGCAGAAAUAGUGACAAUGAGAGCUGACUUCAUAAGUUCAUAAACCUGCUAAAACAUAUUUACUUUGUGAAACUCCACAUACAGUACUGUUGUGAUCACAAUACUGUAAUUAGUUAUGUAUUCAUUAUUCAGUGUUCUACCAUUAUGAACGUUGUAACACCACGGAAGCCAGAACAUUUCAAUAAACACCUUUAACCUGUAACUACAUGCGAGCUCUCCAAUCAUGUGCUCGCAUUUCAAUAAACACCUUUAACCUGUAACUACAUGCAAGCUCUCCAAUCGUGUGCUCGCAUUUCAAUAAACACCUUUAACCUGUAACUACAUGCAAGCUCUCCAAUCGUUUCUCCAUGUCAUAAGAAGAGGCGUGGAAAUCAGUUGCAUCGCUGAUAGAUACUGAUAUUAUCAGGAGUAUGAUUAUAAUCAAGUCGUAUGGAGCCGGUGCCUAUUGACUCCUACUAUUAUAUUAUCAUUCUUCUGUCAAUAUGUAGAUGAUAAGCAGAAAAGGACAAUCAUUAACUGGAUUCAUUUUAACAGAUUUGACAAUGUGGUCAUUGUAUAUAUUUUUUGUAAUAGAUUUGUAAUUGUUUUGUAUUACAUGAUAUGCACCUUUACACAAAAAUAAAAUGUAAUAAUAUCACCUGUAACCUUUUCUCAUGAGUUAUUUUUCAAGCGUUAACUCAUGAGUUAUUGAAAAAAAUUUUGUCCAGUUUGAUUUUAUUAAUAAAAUUAAAGUUUGAUAUUCCUGAAACUGUUCUGAACUUUUGUCAGCUUUU